This is a messenger RNA of Chlamydomonas reinhardtii, 3710 nucleotides long. RefSeq lists its product as uncharacterized. The record is from RefSeq and is a predicted model, not a curated record. The transcript is spliced from 12 exons. Bases 205 to 2133 code for a protein of 642 amino acids. Lineage: Eukaryota; Viridiplantae; Chlorophyta; Chlorophyceae; Chlamydomonadales; Chlamydomonadaceae.
AGCUGUCAUAUCUCGAUCUGAGGACUGAAAGUAAGCUGCGAAAACGAUUUAGUACUGCCAAGCAAGUAAUCCCCCGAUGAAGGUAACGCGCGCCCGGCGGUAAACUAUAAGCACGACCGGUAAAAUCCAUGAAGCUGUACUUGUCAUUGACCAGGUAGCAUGCAAAUAACACUACCUGAGCGCAGUAGAGCGACCCGCCCAACAAUGCACAAGUCUGCUGGCAGCCGGCGUGUCAGCGCGCUGCUGGCAGCAUCUGUGCUCAUAAUACAAGUGUUGGGCCUGCUGGCGCAGCCUGGACAAGAUAAGAAGUCUUUCGAGGGUGAACUCACCUAUGUUGACUACCACGAUGGCACUGGCGACUGGGCUCUGCUAGACAAGGCCGUGCGCAAGUUCGAGCCUCUGGGCAAGGGCAAGAAGCCGCCCAAGAAGGACAAGAACAACAAGGACCUGCAGCCCGGCCCAGGGGAGGCUCUCUGGCCUCCCCUGGCCCGGCCAGUACAUGACCAUUCAGACGCGCAAUCGGCACACUGUGACUGCCAGUGGUCAGCAUCGCUGGCUGAGGGCUGCACGGUGGACCCCACCACGGGCCAGUGCUCCUUCAUCGACAGCGCCGAUGUGACGGUGCUCAAGCCCGCCUAUAUCCCGCCCGCUACGAAUGUGCGCCAGAGCCUGUUGGUGGUGAUUGUGGACGCGCCCGCCUGCGGGGCCGCUGCCGCGAGUGGCGCCACCGUCAGCAACCUGCAGAGCCUGUACUUUGGUCCGAACCUGGAUGGCAAGGGCGGUUGGGCGGUGCGCCUUGAGAACUGCAGCUAUGGCGAGGUGGUGUGGGAGCCCCCCACCAGCGGCCUGACCCAGUUCGUCACCGUCACGCCCAGUUGCUCAUGGCCCACUGCCACCUGCGACGCAUACGCCAUGUCAAAUGCAGCCAAUGCCGCGGCCCGCGCCAAGCUGGGCGACCUUGUCUUUUACGACUUCACACAUUUCCACCUGGUCAUGGCCGUGCCGUCCGCCUGCUCCUGGGCCGGUCUCGCGACCCUGGGGGGCGGCGUGGGCGGCGGCGGCCAGGUCUGGCUCAACACCAACACCUGGACGCAGACGUUUGGGACCUUCCAGGUCCCUCUUCAGGAGUCGAUCCACAACUUUGUCCUGUACCACGGCUUUGCCUCGGGCAUCGAAUACCAGGACAAAACCACGUUUAUGGGCACCGGCCAGGCCUGCCCCUCGGUUACAGAGAAGCGCUGGCUGGGCUGGGCCUCCCCUAUUACAGGUGCUGACAGUCUGGACGAGUUCGCCCUUACACCCAGCGCUGCAUCCGGUCCCUUCAACCUGCCCGCGUCCUGGACCACCGGCCUGGGCAACCACGUGCGUGUGAAGCCCACAUGGGCGUCUUGGUACAACAACACAAACUAUGGCAUGAACUUGUAUUUCGAGUUCAGGCAGGCGAUGCUGGGCGAUGCCAGCAUGGAUGUCACCUACGCCAACAAGGUGGUUGUGCACGAGAUAUUGUCCUACAUGGACAACGACCAGGUCACCUACCGCUCCUCCGACCCGCGCUCCAACUACAUAACCAAUGUGGCGCCCAACACCCGCACUGUGCUGAGCUCCCCCUCCCUGGGUGUGCCUUACAGCCUUGUGCUUUACGUGGGCGCGCAGUUUGGCUCUCAAAGCGAGUUUGUGCCCAUGUACAUCUGCCGCUUCAUCACAGCCGACACUGAGUGCGACACGUUGGCCAACGUCCUUGCCAACGCGCCCAAGAGCUCGCCGCCGCCUCCCCGCCCGCUGACUCCUCCCUCGCCGCCCUCACCACCGCCGCCCGGUGCCUCACCGCCGCUGCCGCCCACAAAGCCUCCGUCGCCGUCGCCCCCAUCGCCCCGGCCCCCUUCCCCCCGCCCACCGUCGCCCUCUCCUCCCAAGCCGCCGGCACCCAAGCCGCCGUCGCCACGCCCGCCCAACCCCUCGCCUCCCCCCAAGAACCAGAAGAGCCCCAGCGCCAAGCCUGGAGAGCGCGCCCCGCCUUUGCCUCCAGUGCGCACCCGGCCACGCCGCCGUUCGCCGCCGCCCAGCCGCCACCCUCGCACGCGCUCUAGCGAUGCUGCCGACGUGCCUGCCCCUGCUAGCAGCGCCCGCCGUUAAUGGAUGCGUAGGGGCUGCUGCAUCUGUAUCGCAUUCAUGGCGGCUUCACAGCUCGUCAGCGCGCGUAGCCCGUAAAGGUGUAGCGCUCGCUUCGCACAGCCGCCAGGUCAGCCAGGGAAGGCUGACGAUGUGAUGACCACAUACAUUAUGGGGUACGGUAUGGGUUUGUUCAUUCAUCGUACAGGUGGGGUUUACUGUAGUCGCGUUUCUGCGGGAUUGCCAGUACAAGCGAUCCUGUGCAUGUGUGUGCCUGUUGGCUACAGCUUAUGUUUAUCAGAUGAAAGCAGAUGACGAAGAGACGCAGGAGCAUUCAUACAUGUGCGGCAGAUGGAGUGGCUUUUGCGUGUGCACUGCUGCUGUCGCAGAGCAGGUCUGAAGAAGUACAUAUUUUCCAUUCAUCCUCUUGGGGGCACACAUUGCGUAUGCCUGGCAGUCUGGUAUAUGGCACCUGCUCCCCCCUGUGUCCCCCUUCUUGAUAGACAAUUAGCUUCCCUGCCAUUGAGCCUGAGAUGGCACCUUGCUUCCCGUGAGGUGUAAACAGGUGGCAGUGUUGGUCUGUGUUUGUUUUACAACGGGGGCCGACGGGCUGCCAGGAACGGGGCAUACCAGCGGUCUCCUGGGCGCAACCAGCGGCACCGUUUCAAUCGCGAAGCUCUUCGCGGCUCAUGCAUGGAUGUGGCCGCAGGUGUGGUCUUGCUCGGGGUUUAAUGUUGCACGUGUGGGCGCUUCCGGAAUGGGGCAGCAGCCCAACGCCACUUGGGGCACGAGACAGGUGCUGGAUUGGAGUGAAUAAGUGUGAAGCCGUGGCGGUCGGGGCGGAAACACAUCAUGGGCGGCUAGCUUAAUGAGUACGGUGUGCCCCCGCUUGUCGGACUGUCCCUUCAAUUGUAAUUCGCAUCCUUAAUGAGCAGGGGCACCCCUGUUGAUGAGGGUAAAGUUGACUCAGACAAAUAGACCAUGUCCCCGUUCGAAAUGUGUUAAUUGUGAGCCAGGCUAGUGACGUUAACCCAGUACUGCAAGGAUGCCUGAGCUAGUGUGCGAUCUUGCCCUUGCUUGGGCCGCGUGUAUCCUGUGUGGAUUACGUAGGUCACCGGGGCGCUUCAACUCGUCAGCAUCAUACACAACAGUGCGUUUCAGUCGGGGCCCUUGGUCUCACGCGCGCACGACUGGGCGUGGGUAAGAAGGCUACCAUGCCUGUUGGCUACCAAAUUUCACGGCAUGAGCACGUGUUUCACAUUUUACAGGUAUGCUGCUCGGGGAAAGGAUGGAACUAUGGGUCGAUUGCGCGAAGAUGCGGCGCAAGGCCCAGGGCAGUGCAAGGUUCCGGCCUUGCCAUGGGCAGGUGGAUGCCGAGGUUGCGCUGCCAGAUGGAGCGUGCCUGUGGUGUGGAGUGCAGACAGGCUGUGCCAUCAGGAAAGCAUGUUGAGCCGAUCAUAUUGUUGUGGACGCGGAUGGAUGCAGGUGUCAUGUACUCAUGUGUGGGUAAAAGCGUUGACUUGGUGGGAUCAGAACCCAUUGGCGUGCGCCACGCAUGCACAUAGUGUGGACGAAUGCGGCAGUCCAAGAGCACCACCCUC